Penicillium riverlandense is the source of this 2118-nucleotide messenger RNA. RefSeq lists its product as uncharacterized. Bases 1 to 2118 code for a protein of 705 amino acids. The transcript has 3 exons. Lineage: Eukaryota; Fungi; Ascomycota; Eurotiomycetes; Eurotiales; Aspergillaceae. Gene Ontology annotation, biological process: amine metabolic process. The record is from RefSeq and is a predicted model, not a curated record. Gene Ontology annotation, molecular function: copper ion binding; quinone binding; primary methylamine oxidase activity.
AUGGCUGCUGCGUUCCCUCAUCCCUUCGACCCUCUUAGGCCCGAGGAAAUCUCAAGAGCUUCGAGAGUCGUCCGCCCGCACUUUGGGGGGCAAGACCCUAACUUUCGGGUCGUCACCCUUCUGGAGCCAUCCAAGAAGCAGAUGAUCCCCUACCUCGAGAAGGAGCACCACAAGCAGCCCGUAGGGCAGGCUCCGACCCGUUAUGCCCGGGUUGAGGUAGUCGUGAAAGGAAGGGGCAACGACAAUCAGCUGUUCGAGCUCAUUGUCGAUCUUGACAAUGACAAGGUUGCCAGAAAGCAGCAUGUCAAGGGAAAACAUUCCUAUAUUGAUGCCGACUACAUGAAAGCCGUGGAAGCUGCCUGCCUGGCCAACGAGGAGGUGCAGGCUGAGAUCCGCACCCUCGACCUUCCUGCUGGGGCCACUGUCGUCGUUGAGCCAUGGGCCUACGCCACAGAUGGCAUGAACGAUAUGACUGAUCGAGUCACAAUGUGCUGGUUCUACCUCCGGUUGCUAGAGAGCCCCGAUGCCAACUACUACGCAUAUCCACUGGACGUCUGUGCUGAGGUUUCCGAGGCGCUCGAAGUCACCAAGGUCUAUCGCCUGCCGACCAAGCCGCACGAGAGGAUUAAUCACGAAAAAAAGCCAUUUGACCGCCGCAGAAUUCACUCGACUGCUGCAAGCGAAUACCACCCCCAGCUCAGGCCAAACCCGAGGACGACCACCAAGCCCUACCAGGUAGUACAGCCCGAGGGCCCGUCAUUCCUUAUUCAAGGCAACGAGGUCAAGUGGGAGAAAUGGAGCUUCAGAGUGGGCUUCAAUUAUCGAGAAGGUCUUACCCUGCACGAUAUCCGCUAUGAUGGCCGUAGCCUCUUCUAUCGCCUCUCUCUGGCCGAGAUGUUUGUGCCUUAUGGAGACCCACGUGCUCCCUAUCCUCGCAAGGCUGCAUUCGAUCUUGGUAACGAUGGUGCGGGUAUUAAUGCCAAUAACCUGCAGCUUGGUUGCGAUUGCCUCGGUAAAUGCUUGCCUAAGUCGUGCUCUAUGAUUGUCAAAACUAACCGGUGUCCUCUGCCUCGUCUAGGAACGAUCAAAUACUUCGACGCUUACCACAACACGCCAUCCGGAGAUCCCUUGAAAAUGCCCAACGUCGUCUGCUGUCACGAACAAGACGAUGGCAUCCUUUGGAAGCACACCAACUUCCGUACCCAGACUCCUGUCGUAACUCGCUCUCGCAUCCUCGUUUUACAGACAAUCAUCACUGUGAGCAACUAUGAGUAUAUAUUUGCCUGGCACUUCUGCCAGGAUGCCUCCAUCUUUUACGAGGUUCGUGCCACGGGUAUUCUAUCCACGGUGCCCUCCGAUAUCGAUAUCAAGGAGAAGAUUCCCUACGGAACUGUCGUGGCACCUGGCGUCCUAGCACCCUAUCACCAGCAUCUCUUCAGUCUCCGAAUCGACCCUGCAAUUGAUGGUCACUCCAAUUCAUUGGUUGUUGAGGAGUCGAAGGCCCUCCCAGUUGGCAACCCUGCUGUCCAUAACCCGUUCGGUGUGGGCUACGCCACGGAGAGUCAGAUCAUUGAGGAAGAGGGCGGCUUCGACCUCGAUUUCACCAAGAACCGCACCUUCAAGUUCGUCAAUGAGAACAAAAUAAACCCUAUCACGGGAACGCCUGUCGGGUUCAAACUCAUGCCCUUCUACAGUCAGAUGCUCUUGUCCCAUCCCGAUUCGUACCACGCAAAGCGCUCUGAAUUCUGCGAACAUGCCGUCUGGGUGACUCACUACGAGGACAAUGACCACUUCCCAGCCGGCAGGUACACCAUGCAAUCAACUGGUGGCGACGGAUUGGCCUCUGCUAUUGCAAAUCGCCGAGGCAAGGGAACAGCCCAGUCCGUCAGAGACCAGGAUAUUGUCAUUUGGCACACCUUUGGUUCAACCCACAACCCUCGCAUUGAGGACUGGCCUGUGAUGCCGAACGAGAAGCUCAUGGUCGGACUAAAGCCUGUCAACUUCUUCUCCGGGAACCCUGGCUUGGACGUUGCGGUCUCCACGCAGGAUAAGAACAAGAGUGUUUUGUACACUGGAGAGGAAACAAAGACCGCAGCAUGCUGCCACUCUCGCUUGUAA